Molecule: messenger RNA, 2521 nt
Organism: Gymnodraco acuticeps
Lineage: Eukaryota; Metazoa; Chordata; Actinopteri; Perciformes; Bathydraconidae
Product: tripartite motif-containing protein 16-like
Exons: 1
Coding region: 110-1786 (558 amino acids)
Molecular function (GO): zinc ion binding; protein binding
Source: RefSeq, a predicted model, not a curated record
AACAGCUGAUUUCUCAUUCACUGCUGCAUGUAAACAAGAGCAGGCGGAGAAGAGAUUGUUUCUGUUCAGAAAAAGUGAAACUAUUUGACAGCUAACACUGAGAGGUGAAAUGGCGCAGCAAGAACAUUUGCUUGACCAAAAGAAAUUCAGAUGUUCAAUCUGUCUGGAUCCACUGAAGGAACCGGUGACUGUUCCCUGUGGACACAACUACUGCAUGAACUGUAUUCAUCGCCACUGGGAUGGAGAGGAUGAGAAUCAAAUAUACAGCUGCCCAGUGUGUAGACACAACUUUGCACCAAGGCCUGUCCUGGUGAAAAACACCUUGCUUGCAGAGUUAAUGGAGGAACUGAAGGAGACUGGACUCCAAGCUGCUCCUGCUGAUCACUGCUAUGCUGGAGCUGAAGAUGUGGCCUGUGAUUUCUGUACUGGGAGAAAACUGAGAGCCUUGAAGUCCUGUCUGCAGUGUGUGGCCUCUUACUGUGAGAAACACCUCCAGCCUCAUUAUGAAUCACCUGCCUUUAAGAAACACAAGCUGGUGGAGCCCUCCAAGAAGCUCCUGGAGAGCAUGUGCUCUCGCCAUGAGGAGGUGAAGAAGAUGUUCUGCCGCACUGAUCAGCAGUGUAUCUGUUAUUUCUGCUCUAUGGACGAACACGAAGGCCACGAUACAGUUUUGGCUGCAGCGGAAAGGACUGAGAGGCAGAAAGAGCUGGAAGGGAGUCGACUAAACAUCCAGCAGAGAAUCCAGGACAGAGAGAAGGAGGUGAAGCUGCUUCAGCAGGAGGCAGAGGCCAUCAAUGGCUCUGCUGAUAAAGCAGUGGAGGACAGUGAGAUCUGUAAAGAGCUGAUCCGCUUCAUGGAGAAAAGAAGCUCUGAUGUGAAGCAGCAGGUCAGAUCCAAGCAGGAAACUGAAGUGAGUCGAGUCAAAAAGCUUCAGGAGAAGCUGGAGCAGGAGAUCUCCAACCUGAAGAAGAGAGACGCUGAGCUGCAGAAGCUCUCUCACGCAGAGGAUCACACCCACUUUCUGCUCAACUACGCUUCACUGUCAGCACUCAGUGAACCUACACUCUCAUCCAGCAUCAACGUCCGUCCUCUGCGCUACUUUCAGGACGUGACGGCGGCUGUGUCAGAAGUCAGAGAUAAACUACAGGACGUCCUGAAGAAUACGUGGACCAACAUCUCACUGAUGGUGAGUGAAGUGGACGUUUUACUGUCUCCACCAGACCCAAAGACCAGAGCUGGAUUCUUAAAAUAUUCACGUGACAUCACUCUGGAUCCAAACACUGCAAACACACAGCUGCUAUUAACUGAGGGGAACAGGAAAGCAACAUUCACGAGUCAACGCCAGAUAUAUUCAAGUCACCCAGACAGAUUCACUUCAUGGACUCAGGUCCUAGGUAAAGAAAGUCUGACUGGUCGUUGUUACUGGGAAGUGGAGUGGAGUGGGAUGGGAGUUUGUGCAGCAGUUGCAUACAAGAACAUCAGCAGAGCAGGGGGUUGGGAGGAAGGUGUGUUUGGAUACAAUGAUAAAUCUUGGACGUUAUAUUCUGACAUUGACAGUUAUACCUUUCGGUUCAACAACAUCAAAACUCCCGUCUCAGGUCCUCGGUCCUCCAGAGUUGGAGUGUAUCUGGAUCACGAUGGAGGUAUUCUGUCCUUCUACAGCGUCUCUGAAACCAUGACUCUCCUCCACAGAGUCCAGACCACUUUCACUCAGCCGCUCCACGCUGGACUUCGGUUUAAAUUAUUCACUUUUGGUGCCACUGCAAAGUUCUGCAACCUCAAGUAGGCAGAACUCAUUUAAGUCCAGCUCAGUCGGCAUGUCAAAUGUUGGCAUUCUACACUUCUGCAAAACAUGGACACGUUGAGUUUCAACAUUUUAGAUUUUGAUAGUGCAAUUAUGUUAAGCCAAUUAACUUGUGGGUAAAAUAACUACUGAGGUACUGAAGUACGAAGAAGUAUUGUGUUUGGUGUUCCUGCAAGAAUGAAACUCUGCUGAUUUUAGAACAUAUUUUUGGCUCAGAAACUUUAACUUCACUUUAUCUGGAGCUUUCCUAAAACCUACAAUAUCAACAUUUGUUCUGGGAUUUUUAAGUGACAGCAGGUGGAAUUCUGUUUAACUUUAGAACUUAUUCAGACUCCAUGUUUGUUGCUGACAGCUGAUAGUUGUGGCAUUUCUUCACAUUGAAACGCCUCGAUUGGACUGCUUUGUUUACUUAUGUAACAUAAUGACAUUGUUGAACAUUAAAGCAUGUAAACAUGUCACAAUAGAGGAGCAACACACAAAUAUGAACCUGAAAAUGAUCAUUAUAGGGCCUCUUUAAGAAGAAAGCAUCCAACCUUCUUUAUCCUGGAUACUUAGUUUUUUCUUUGUGUGCAUUUUUAAAGAAAUGUAUAAUCACAUGUAUGUGUUGUUACGCUGCGUCCACACUACAGCGUCGACAGCUUCAAAAACGGUUUCCAACGCGUCUACCCAUUCACUUUGAAUGGGGUGACGUCACGUUGCCUCGCUUUUUGCCGAACU